Fusarium pseudograminearum CS3096 is the source of this 102-nucleotide messenger RNA. RefSeq lists its product as uncharacterized. The transcript has 7 exons. The annotation marks the transcript as partial. Lineage: Eukaryota; Fungi; Ascomycota; Sordariomycetes; Hypocreales; Nectriaceae. The record is from RefSeq and is a predicted model, not a curated record.
GUUUAUGUUAAUAGAUAUAUAGGGUUAAAUAAGGUAAAUAAACUUAUUUUAAGCUUAUUUAUAAUUUUAACUUUUAAUAGUAGAUUAUCUCUUUCUCUUUAA